Messenger RNA from Astyanax mexicanus (Mexican tetra), 4005 nucleotides. RefSeq lists its product as uncharacterized. The coding region runs from base 2135 to 3040 and encodes 301 amino acids. NCBI's taxonomy places the organism in Eukaryota, Metazoa, Chordata, Actinopteri, Characiformes, Acestrorhamphidae. The transcript has 15 exons. The record is from RefSeq and is a predicted model, not a curated record.
UUCAUUCUGUCCCAGCGUUUGACCAGUACACAUUGUGUACGAGUCCGAAUUGUAAGAGCCAGCUUCUUCUUCCCAUUUCAAGAUAUGGGAAAAGCCUUGCGGUUCAGGAAAUCGAAGAUACACCUGUUCAAGAAGCACCCUGGUGCUCGUGCACAGAAGGUCUACGUAGGUGACAUUCUUUCUAGUGUGGGCACUUUCCAUCCAUCAAGAGAUCAGGAUGAGCCUCCCGAAAUAGCUGAGAGCAGUAACUUAUGUUCUGAGACUGCAUACACAAAGGCUAAAAGGAGAGAAAUAAGUGCCUGGGAUCUAGUCAAGGAUGAUAUUUUGAAGGUGUCAUUUGCAUGUUCAGCACCAAUCACAGAUCUCUGCAUUGUCUGUCAAGACCAUGGAGAGUACAGAUUUUUGCAAGGCUUGUUUAAAAAAGUCACACAGGAAUUUGCUGCACCUUCCUGACAAGUGGAAUGUAAGGUCAAAAGCUGUAAGUUUCCUAUACCUAUAAGUUUCAGCUAUAUACAGUAGGGCUGUCACUGUAAAUUUUGACUUUCUCAUUAAAAUGAAAUGCACUCAGUUUGACAGUAAACACUUAUUUUAUUUCCAAUACGUGACAUUUGGUUUUGUUUCUUUCAUUAAUGCUCACUGUAGGUUCCAUGUUAAUUUGCCCAUAUCAAAGUCAAUACAAUUUGAAUGAAGAUUUAUUUUUAAUCAAGUAAUAUAUGAUUGUAAUUGUGAUUGUUCUAUUGCACUUCUGUCAUUCUACUUGGUAGACAGUUAUUUUUGUAAUGAUGUUUUAUAAUGUAUUGACAGUGUUUAAUGUCUUUUUUUCUUACCCUUAACAGAAGGCCUAUUAUGAACCCCUUUCAAGUGGUUUACAAUUAGUUUUACCUGAAGGGCAUGAAAACCAUAAUGUUUAUAAAAGGGAAAUGAGAGUUGUUGUCAGUUCAGGUGAAUAUGUUGUACAGAGCUUUGCAAGAUGGAAAUAUGAUUGUAACACUUGAUGGGAACUUUGGACUUGUACGAAAACAAAGUUCAGGGGCAAGCAUAGAUAAACCAUUUCAUGGAAGCCGUAUGUUUAUUGGUGAUGGUAGAACAGAGGAAUACAUUUCGUCACAUCCCAAAAAUUCCAAACCUAAUGAGGUUGGUGACUUUUAUUAAUAUCAUACAGAACUGAUAAUUGUGUAUUUAUUCCAGCACAAUCAUUCAAGAUAAUAAUUUAUUUCACUGCUACCUGAACUAUUCUGUUUAUUUAGGAUUGCAGUAACUUUAAGGCUGGAAACCUCCUGAGGUCAGGAAAGCAAACAAAGAAGCUGGCUACCUGUCUCUCUAUUGUGGUGCUUUUCAGACUGUCAUCACUUUUUUUUUUCUAGUUCAUCUUCUCUAAAUUUUAAAAUUGUGGAUAUUUUAAUUUGUGUUUUGUAAGUACUGGUAGGCAUCAUGACUUUUUUUUGACUGUGAUCUGUGAUCAUUUAUAAUUAUAAUAAAUCAUCAUUUUCUGUGCAGGUUUUGGAUAUCAGUGCUCAAAACACUGACCAACUGCAUAGUUCAUUAAACACUGUAAUUUGUCCUAUUUAACUGGAUGGUUGCAUAUAUUGAACGAAAAAAAAACACAAGUAGAGAAGACUAUUAGAAGUUUAAGAAUCUUUUGCUGUUUGUCAGGUUAGCCUAUCCCCUCUACAUCAUCGAGGAGUUGCUCCAAAAUGCAACACAAAGAACAUACACCUGCGAGUAGUCUAUGACAUUGCAUGUGUUCUUGCCUCCCAUAUGCAGAAAUCCAACCAAGGCAUACCACACAACCUGUCUCUGGCUGUACCAGCAUUUCAUGUUUAUGGUCAUAAACUGCAGUGCCAGAUUAUGUAUAGCACCAGGAGGCUUGAUGGAUUUGGGCUUACUGAUGGUGAAGGAAUGGAAAGACUGUGGUCAUUCCUUAGAAGGUUUGCAAGAAUCACAAAGGAAAUGACUCCAUCUCAUCGGAUGGAUCUGCUACAGAUGCCCUCCUUCAUUAUGGAUGGAGAAAAGCUACUGACUUAGCUUCUGCUGAGAGUUGAAAAGGCAGAGAAGAUGACCGUUGUUGCCAAAGAUGAGAUCUCCAUGAUCAUCAGAGAGGCACCGUGCCGGUCUCUGAGCAAGACAUGGAGAGAUGGGAAAGAAAACUGAGGCAGAGCUCGUCCGACAGAAACCAAAACCUAAAAAUACUGUGCCAAGAUGGAGAAAGGAAUAUGUCAUCAAGCUGAUUCAGUACAACAUGCUUAAUAGGUCUGAGGCUGAAGAGUCAUUUGCAGAUAAAGCAGAAUUUGAGAAAACCUUGCUGAAUUUGGAGGAGAAGUACUGCAUAGGGAAAAGGUGGCAUGAACGUGAUGUGAUCUUUCAGUCUACCCUGAAAGAUGUUGACUGUGACAUCAGAAGACAAUUACUGUUCAAAGCUAGAACUGAAGCAAGAGAGAGAGCUGUCCUCUUACAGCUCAAAAGAAAAUAUCCAGAUGGCCAAGGCAUUGCCAUUAGACUUUCCAAGCAAGUUGCAAACACCAACAAGAGACUCAAGCAGACACUAAGCCAGUACAACAACAUUCUCUGGCCACCAAAGACUGAUGUCUUCCCUGCAACCAUGAGUUUUCAGGACAUAUGUGACCCAUCUUGGCCUGUCUGUUCCCUCCUGGAUGAAACCAUUGGAGAUGGUGAUGAUUCUGUUCCUAGAUGUUUAAAACGACGUGGGAUCGAUGCAGUAUACAUGAAGGCCCGGGCUGCUGAAGAAAAGGUCUUGGUCCAUCAAGAAAUGAAAUGUGUAAUUGAUCACCUUCAUCAGCAACAUGCUUUUCUCCAUUCUGCUAUCAUUUCAACAAACGAGCCUGGUGCGAAAGCUGCAUUAAUCCAACGCAUCAUACAGCUGGAAAGAAGAUUACAUUGUGCCACACAUGCGUUUCAUCAUCAUGUACCAGAUAUUCCUUCUGCUCCAUGCAAUUACAUAACUCCAGGUCGACUCCACCACACUGUGCCACUGCAUGAAAUAGAAACACUUGAUGGUGAUGAGGAUGAGGAUGAUGACUGACUACAAUGGCAGUAAUGUUGACACUGAAAAGACUAUAAAUGGUUUAUUCUUGCGUUUCACCAACUGAACCCUCCCCCCCACACUGAUCAUACAGAACAUUGUGUAUUUUUACAAAUCUGUAUCUAUUUCUCUGCAUACUUUAUCCUCUUUUGAAUAGUCAGGACCCCAUAGGAUAGACCACCACAGAACUGAUAGAUAGAUAGAUAGAUAGAUAGAUAGAUAGAUAGAUAGAUAGAUAGAUAGAUAGAUAGAUAGAUAGAUAGAUAGAACCAUAUUAGUUUGAGGGUUUCUGAUGUUUCAAAGACUAAAAAAAUAUACAUAGCGUUAUGUGAGAGCAGUGAUCACUGUAAGUAAUUAUACAAAACUGGCUGUGGUUUGAUGAAUGUGAAUCUUGAAAAUGAAUUUCAAUAACCUUAAGACAAGUGUUAUGUACAUGUGUGGUAUUAAAUCAGAUCAUUGUAGGACAAAACUUCUUAGAUUCAAUUAAUUAUUUUUAUUAAUUACGUAUUCAUUUUUAUUAAUUCCUGUCAAAACAUUUUGGUCUUACUUAUAAAUGAUAAACUGUAUUUAUUUGUUAAAACUAGAAUAUUUUUAAUAUACAGCAACUACCUUGCCACACUGCUGCACCUGCCUAAUGUCCAUUUAAUGACACCAUAGUAAUUGCCUACUAACCAGUUUGCAACAAUAUAGUGAUCUUGCAGUGAAAACACACUUUCCCAUUAAUAAGUAUUAACUGUAGGUUAGAAUCUUUGUUGGGAAGAAAAUUCUACCCAAAACCAACUAUAUAAGGAAAAGUAAUCAGUUACAAAAUACUAUUUAUUGACAUGACCAUGUGAUCACUUACACUACUUCAGGGGGUGGUUUGAAACAUAUUUAUAAACUGUCCUUUACAAAAUUUCUUGAUGAACAGACCAAUAGACCUUCUCCAAAAUUACCUAAAUAAACUCUUUUUACAUUGACUUCUA